AUGAGUGCUAGUCAAGACGAAUUCGCUCCACCGAUGUGUCGAAUUUUGUCAUCAAUAAGAUCUGAUCUGCAAUGUGUCCAGAAAUAUCCUGAGAAUGAUUGCUCGGAAAGUGCUCUCGAAGUGAUUGGACCGCUUGAGAGUGAGACUGAUCACAUGUAUACACAGUUUACCUGUGAUUAUGUCACUAAUAUUGCAGCACUUGCGGGUAGUACCAAUUCCCCACUGGGAAUACUUUCAGAUGACAAUAUUCCAUAUAAUGUAUUGUAUACAUUCCAUGAAGUCGACACAAUUUGUCUAACAAACGUGAAGUCCGUCGCGUGGAAAGGCAUUUAUGAUGCAAUCUGCGCUAAUCAGCAGCAGUUAUCACUGCAGAAGCAAUGUUUCUUAAAUGCAUCUAAUUUAGUUCAAUGCAAUAAAAAACCUCAAAACAAUACUGUUUGUGAUGCCUUGGAGCAAUUUAGUAACAAUAUUGACUGCGCAUUACGUGUGAUGGUUGACGUAUGCACUAUUGAAGCACAAAAUGUUGCUGUAAAUGUGCAAGAUGCAUUAAAUGAUAAUUUGAUUAUGAAUCAUUGUUACAAGGAAACAACAAAAGAUAAUGCAUUGGGUGAUUCAGGAUUCAAGUUAGAACCAAAAAAUCCAAGCUGUUCCUCAGAACAAGAAAAUUUGGCUUUGGCAUGUUUAGUAGAAUUAGUUGAAGUCAAUCGAAAAAUCACCGAAUUGAAUAAUGUAAAUUUUCUGAAUGAAAUAAGCGAAGAUAAUUCAAGUAUAAUAUUUGAAAUAUGCAAUUUAUAUCAAAAAUAUGAAAUGUGUAUCAAUACUACAGUAUUUACUCGUUCUGGUGGCAAACGCUGUGCUUUUAAUUCUCCUCUUAACAGUCUUGCCAGAAUUGGUUUAUCUCCCAUCUGCAACGAAGUUACACGUUCACUAUUCCAAAAAAACCAGCAGUGUAUCCAAAAAGUCAAGCAAAGAACGAGCAUUUGUCAAUCUGGUUUAAACAGCCUUGGUCCUGCUAUACAUUUUAUGCUACAGGGCAUACAUGGAGAAGCACAUUUAUGUAAUUCAUUUUAUCGUAUUCGAGAUGCAUUCAGUUGCGGUGAAAAAUUAUUUACUGAAACGUGUACAAGUGAAGUUGCCUCAGAGUUACGUGAAAUUGGAAAAUGGAUUUCUAUGUUAGGUAUUGAAGAAGGUUGUCCUGAAAAUCCUCCAAGUAAUAUGCAAGAAAUUCUUACGCGAUCGUUUGCUGAUUCAUCACGCAAAGCAACUAAAAGUCACGUAGAAGCGUCAUCUGUGCCGAGCAUGACGUGCAGUGUUGAGAAGCAGAAGCAGUUUGCAGCGUGCGUUCAACCAAUAACAGCAUUCCAACCUCAUCCUCUAGCUGUGAUCAAGCAACCAAAACAAAUUGAUGAAGCCUGCAAACAGUUCAUAAAAUUUAAGGAAUGUCAGGCCAAUAUCAGUUGUGUCCCUUUGUGGGCAAAGGGCAUGACUGCCAUGUUCAACUUUGCUUGUGGUAGUGGAUAUGAAACUUACGUGCGGGUACGUCAGUGUAUCCGUAAAACAACCACACGUGAAGAUAUUCGUGAAUGCGUAUCGGAAUUCUCACGUGGUGCACCACAAGUUGCAUGCCGAAGUUCAAACAAAUUACUCAGCUGCGCGAUUCCAUUAAUUACCAACAAAUGUGGUGAAAUCGGAGCAAAAUUUGUCACUGAUUACAUUGAUAAAUUUGCAACAGUAAUCGAUCCUACCUGUAAAAUAUUAGGAGAACAAAGUGAUAAAACUGUUGUUAGUUAUAACUGUACAGAAGAGCAGACUGCUCUCAUUGAUCAUUGUGCUGCACCUAUAAGUGAUCUAACUUCUAGGAUCAAUGAACUAUUUGAGGGUGGACUGCAGCAAUUUUUAUCAAAUGUCAAGGAUUUAGCACCUGUAUUUGCACGAGGCUGUAAUUUAAGCACUGAAUUCAAGCAGUGUUUGGCACCUUUGUUGAAUACUAAAAAUUCUGAGCAGUGUGUGGUUUCAAGUUGCUUAAUCCGUGCUGGAGAUGGAAUAUGUGAUCAGUCUGAUACUGCAAAAGCUAUUGAUGACAAUUUAGGCUGUAUAUUCAAGCAGGCAUCAGAAGCGGAGUUUGGCAAAUGCUUGCGCUCAACAAUAAGCACUCUGAAACAAUUCGACUUGAAAGCUUUGCGAAGUGUUCUGCCACAAUUUGUGGAUUGUGUUGAGCACAUCGUUGUGCGACGCUGUGGCUCCACGCCUAUUAAUAUUUUACGCGCUAUCAGCGCAACGGAGAAAUGUCCGAUUCUAACAGAUUCUGAGAAAGAAUUAAAUAAGAUAGAGGCAGAAAUUUGUAGCACUGAAAUGGAGCGUAAACAUUUGGAUUGUGUUGAGAAAUUUUAUCAAACUUAUCAAAUGCAACCGAUCACUCUAAUCAAUGAUCCUCAAUCAAUCGAUACGUUAUGCCUGGAAUCAUCAAAGUUAUCCAACUGUUCCUACCUUGCCUGCGAAGACGAUGAGCAAAAAGCAUUUAACAAAUUAGUCGACUAUAUAUGUACAAGACAUGAAGCUUACAAAAAAAAUUCAGUGUGUCUUACAUUGGUUGCCCAUUCAUUAAAAAGCACAAAGUGUAUUGUGGAUGAAUCCGCAAAAGACUGCUUCUCACUGACAAAUACUGCCAACUGCGCUGCAUCACACAUAAAUGAUGCUUGUGGCUUUGAAGCUUUAACUAUACAAAUACCAAUCGCAACUUUGAAAACAAACUGUUCUGAAACGGAUAUUAUUGAAUAUUUGCAGUGUGAAAAUUUUAUUGAUCGCUUCUCAUUUACGCCCCUUUCAUUUAUAAGAAAUAGUUCACAAUGGGAUCAAUUUUGUGCCGCAAUUAACGGUUAUGAAAAUUGCGUGAAUAAGAUGCAAUGCCAUGUUGAACCAGUCUCAUCUGCUAAUACUGCAUUAUUUAAAACAAUAUGUGGUAAAGAAAAGCUUAAAACUUCAGAAUACUUACCUUGUCUAAGUCAAUUUCACGCAAGUCAAGUUGGAAAAAGUUGCUACGAACCAUUUAUCAGCUUUGAUCUCAUAGCUAAAGAUAGUCCAAAGCGAAUAUGCGCAAGCAUUAGGAAUAUGCUUUCUUGUGCAUCGGUUUCACUAUCAUCACAAUGUGGCAAAGAUGCAUUACACCAUCUGAUUCGAAUGCUGGAAAUUUGGCUACUAAAAUUUGACAAAGGUUGUACAAUCACUGAUUUCUUAUCGACUAAGGAAACUAAAAUUGAUGAACUGUCGAUUGAUUCUAAGCCAACGCAAAUCCCAAUCGAUGAAAUUGCUGAUGAUCAAACCCAAACUUCUCUAUCUAAUCUGUCAUCUAAGUCAACCGCUAAUUCUAAGAUAUCAGAAGCUAGUAAUGAAGAAUCUACGUACAUAGGCGAGCAUACUAGUAUAAUGCCUUCGUCACCCUAUUCUAUUCACAAUUCCAUAACUAAUCUACCAUCAGUGACAACAUCAGUCGCUAACUUCUCAAAGUCUUCCGACUCUUCUCCUUUGCCCGCAUCAAAAGCUACUACAGCUACCACAGAUACUGACAUGAAGCAACGAAUGAGAGGAUCAGCACAAAUGUAUCAGUUCUCAUCCGCCUUAUUAGUUCUUGUGAUCAUAUUAAAUACGAUUUCUGUAUAG
This is a messenger RNA of Thelazia callipaeda (thelaziosis nematode), 3657 nucleotides long. NCBI's taxonomy places the organism in Eukaryota, Metazoa, Nematoda, Chromadorea, Rhabditida, Thelaziidae. The record is from the annotation of a GenBank genome assembly.